This is a messenger RNA of Trichomonas vaginalis G3, 219 nucleotides long. RefSeq names its product flavodoxin-like fold. The transcript has a single exon. The record is from RefSeq and is a predicted model, not a curated record. Bases 1 to 219 code for a protein of 72 amino acids. Lineage: Eukaryota; Parabasalia; Trichomonadida; Trichomonadidae.
AUGUCAGCACAGACAUCUAAAGGUACAGCACUCAUCAUCGAUGGCGGAUGCGAGUUCAACAUGUCGAAAGGAAACUUAAACCACUACUUGACAGAUGUUGCUAAGAAACAGCUCGAAUCAUUCGGAUGGAAUGUUAUCACUACAGUCGUUGAGAACGGAUACGACAUUCAAGAAGAGAUCGAUAAAUUCCUCAAGUGCAACAUUGUUAUUCUUCAAUAG